This is a messenger RNA of Lingula anatina, 2609 nucleotides long. RefSeq names its product hillarin-like. NCBI's taxonomy places the organism in Eukaryota, Metazoa, Brachiopoda, Lingulata, Lingulida, Lingulidae. The record is from RefSeq and is a predicted model, not a curated record.
UUCAGCAUGUACAGGUAGAUUUAUGUCACGCAGGUAAAGAGAGACGGCGGCUUAACGGCGGUAUUUAAAACCGUCACGUACCUCUCCCGCUAGCGGUUUUAAAGUCAAGGUCUGACAUUUUGGCUUCCUGUAUCUAUCGAUGGCAUUGAAUCAGUAGCUGACCAACGCGUUACCUGUUGGGCUGGACAUCGGUGACAUGACUGAGUGGAUCGAGUGACCGCAUUUCUUCAGUUUAAGAUCGGGCUUAACAGGUGACAGUUAAACACUGGCGGUAAACUUCAGAUUUUGUAUCGUGGGCAAACAAGGACAGGUUUGGAUAUGUUGUAUUGACCGGCGUGUAUUUUGGAUUUGAAGGGACUGAAUAUGACGGAGCAUGUACAUGCAAGUGUACCAAAGCAUGUUGAAGUUGUUGACGUACGCGACGCCGGUUGUUGGGAUAGAAAAGUAAACAAUGUAAUGAACGUAAACAAUAUUAUAUGACUCAGUGCAGAUAACGAGGUAUUUGACAUAGCCGUUACAGCAGGCGUAUGAUAAAGUGGCACUGGAUUUAAAUUAUAUUGUUAAAGCAGAGAGAGGGAACAAUUUCAACUUGAGUUUUUUUUUUUUUUUUUUUUUUUUUUUUUUGUUUUUUUUUUUUUUUAGAAAAAGGAAUAUGGGACAAAGCCCGCAGGGACCGAAACUUACACCCUAUGAUAAUAAGUAAUGAACCAAACUGCAUCUCCCUCGAUAAGGAUAUACAUUAUUUAUGACAUAUUCAAACUAAGGAUAUAAAUUAUUCAUAAAACACGGAAAUGGAGCUUAUGCCGGACCUAGACAACACUUGCCAUCGUUGCGAGCAGACAGUCUACCCCGUUGAGAGAAUCGACAUAGGGUUGGUUUACCACAAGGGCUGCUUUAAAUGUCGCACCUGCGCCCUCCAGCUGAACCUCAAGACAUACCACCUUGAUAAACGGAGCGAAAAUGGUGGGGAGAUCUACUGUCAAAAUCACAUGCCCCGCCUGGGGGUCGCUAACAUCGACGUGGACGCUGUGGGGAUACAGACGGCGCUCUCAGCGCCCCCUGCGCGGUGGAGUAUAUUUGGAGGGCAGGUGCGAGCCUCUAUGUAUGAAGCACAGAGCACGGAUCCAGCAGCGCCAGCGACGACUGCUGACGAUCAGAAUGACGACAGCAACGCAGAGAGUGCCACCUUACUCACCCCUAGCGGACGCAAGACGAUGACAAGAUACCCCACGCUCAAAACUUACAAGGACUUCGAAGACCAUGGCAUAUUUGAAGCCCAGCGCGAACUGGAAAGAAAACAAAAGGAAGAAGAAGACUCCCUCUUUAAGAAAUUCCACUUGCAAAAGGAAGAGCGUAUGCGGAAGCUUGUGGAAGAGAUUAUGGCAGAAAAAGAAACUUCUGUCAAAGAACUCGUCGCUCUCUUCGACAGGUUAGGGAUGAAGAGUCCUAGCCGAAUUAUCAAAGGGACUCCAUUAGUUUGGAAAGGCGCCCCCAAAAGCGCAGCAGACGACGCAGGGGCUGAUGAUGACGAUGAUGAUGCCGUCAUCACCGAGGACCAGAAUCUGGAUGACGAAGCUUCAGAAGGAGAUACAAGCGCGACCAGCUUGCUGGAGAAAAGUAAGCACAUUGAUGACGAAUACCAAAGCCGUCUUGACGAGAGAAUGCAGGAGCUGAUGCGAUCUCUAGAACAACAAGAGCAAGAGGAGCUUGCCAAGCUGGUGGAGAAACACAGCAAAGAGAUGCUGUCACUAAUAGCUGAGAAAGUGCGAGCCUCUAUGUAUGAAGCACAGAGCACGGAUCCAGCAGCGCCAGCGACGACUGCUGACGAACAGAAUGACGACAGCAACGCAGAGAGUGCCACCUUACUCACCCCUAGUGGACGCAAGACGAUGACAAGAUACCCCACGCUCAAAACUUACAAGGACUUCGAAGACCAUGGCAUAUUUGAAGCCCAGCGCGAACUGGAAAGAAAACAAAAGGAAGAAGAAGACUCCCUCUUUAAGAAAUUCCACUUGCAAAAGGAAGAGCGUAUGCGGAAGCUUGUGGAAGAGAUUAUGGCAGAAAAAGAAACCUCUGUUAAAGAACUCGUCGCUCUCUUCGACAGGUUAGGGAUGAAGAGUCCUAGCCGAAUUAUCAAAGGGACUCCAUUAGUUUGGAAAGGUGCCCCCAAAAGCGCAGCAGACGACGCAGGGGCUGAUGAUGAUAACGAUGACGAUGACGUCAUUACCGAGGACCUGAAUCUGGAUGACGAAGCUUCUGAAGGAGAUACAAGCGCGACCAGCUUGCUGGAGAAAAGUAAGCACAUUGAUGACGAAUACCAAAGCCGUCUUGACGAGAGAAUGCAGGAGCUGAUGCGAUCUCUAGAACAACAAGAGCAAGAGGAGCUUGCCAAGCUGGUGGAGAAACACAGCAAAGAGAUGCUGUCACUAAUAGCUGAGAAGGAAAGAGCGAUCGACACAGAGAAUGAUUUCAACAGAUCUUUACCACCAGAUGUCGCUCCACCAGAGGUUAAAAAGAUGGACCUCUUUGAAAAGUCAGAUUCUGCCGUUCAACGCCUCGAUAUGCAAGCGAUCGAGUUUUUAGAAGCUGCAUUAUGUGCAGGUGGAUAG